Mustela erminea (ermine) is the source of this 1044-nucleotide messenger RNA. Its product is annotated as putative ankyrin repeat domain-containing protein 19. The coding region runs from base 119 to 1000 and encodes 293 amino acids. NCBI's taxonomy places the organism in Eukaryota, Metazoa, Chordata, Mammalia, Carnivora, Mustelidae. The record is from RefSeq and is a predicted model, not a curated record. The transcript is spliced from 6 exons. Gene Ontology annotation, molecular function: protein binding.
CAAGAUUCCUAACUGUUGCGUGGUGGGUUUGGCUUAUCUCUAGCACUGGUGCUGGUGUCUAGAAGCGGCGAAGAGCCAAGCGGAAGGUGAAGUGGUGGUAAAGCCUCUAGGCUUUGCAAUGAAGAAGUUUUUUUGUUUCCGGACUGGGAAGGUGUGUUCAUCCUCGGCAUUUGACAUCGAGCUGAUGAAUGACUUGAUGGCUUCGGUUCACAAGGAGGAAGUCACUGAGACCCAGCCCCGGUAUAACAUCCACGUGAAAGAGCUCAAAAAGAUCCACAAAGUUGCUCUCCUGGGCAACAUAUGGAAUAUGGAGCAGUUGCUACUGCAUGGGAAGAACGUGAAUAAAAGAGACAAGAGGAAAAGGACGCCUCUCCAUGUGGCCUGUACCAUCGGCCGUGCCGACAUGGUAGAUUUUCUUGUAGAGAGGAAAUGCAAGCUUGACCUCUAUGAUGGAGACUAUAGGACUCCUCUAAUGAAGGCUGUACAAUACCAGGAAGAGGCAUGUGUAACUACUCUUUUAGAACAUGGUGCUAAUCCAGAUCUUACGGAUAAGUUUGGCAAUACUGCCCUCCACUAUGCUGUUGGUGGUAAGAACACGUCAAUAGUAGAGAAGCUGAUUUUAUACCAUGCAAAUAUUGAAGCAAGAAACAAGGUCGAAUUCACACCGUUUUUACUUGCUGUAUCUGAAAACAACCACAAAAUGGUGGAAUUGUUAAUUAGAGAAAAAGCAGAUGUACAUGUAGUUGAUAAGUUUAAAAGAACAGCCCUCAUGCUUGCUAAAUCUCCAGAUAUAGUCAGGCUUCUUCUUCAGCAAGGUGUUAAUACCUCUUCUCGAGAUGAACGUGGAUGGACGGCAGGAAACUAUAACGUUUUUAGUGGAUUUGAUGGCAAUCACCAAAUAAUUGCCAAACAUACAGAAGAAAGACUUAAAAAUUUUUCGCAAAAUAACAAUCCAGGUAAGAUUUUCAGGGUGAAGUACUUUUGGUGGUCACAUAGAUGAAGUCAGAGUAAAAAAGUUUUGAUAAUGAAAGAACAGUGGGGAAA